UGCACCUCAUUAUUUGUAUUCCCUCCGCCCUCCCGGUCUCCCCAGCAUCUCUCCUCCCCCGCCUGGCUCUGGCCUCCCCCCCUGCCUCCCCAUCUUAAGCUCAGACUCCUCCCUCUAGCUCCUCUCCCCUCCCCUCCGCCUCACUCCACUCCCUGCCUGCAUGCCAGGGUUUCUUUCCACUGUGGGGGUCUCUAAGCCUCCCAUUCCCCUCUCCACCUACCUUCCUCCUCACCUCAGGGAUAGCGAGCCCUCAUUUUUUUAUGCCAGGGCGUCCUCUCUCUCUCACACACACACACACCCCAUUGCCACUGACUCUUCUCCCCACCCUCUGCUCUUCUCCCGGCUCCUCUCUGUCCCUUUAAAUCUGCCUGGCCCAGCCUCCCCCUUGAUGCCGGGUUUGGAGCAAACAUUGAUUUGUGCUGGGAUGGAAUUGGAAUUUUGAUUUUUUUUUUUUUCCUCUCCCAACCAUAAGAAGGAAAAAAAAUAAAACACCCCCUCUUCAUAGCCCCCUCCUCGCUCCCAUCCAGCUCCCAGCUCCUCUUCGCUGUCUCAGUUUUAGGCAGAUUUUCCCCCCUCCACUUAUUCUCAUCCCCCUCCACCCUGCCACUACCUCACCCCCCAUACUAGCCUGCACCUUCAGCCGAGGAAGCGAGGGGACUCUGCCAUACUUCCCCCACCGCCUUCUCUGGGCUGUAGCGGUCUCUCCGGAAGAGAGAGGGGGGCUUGGCUUGUCCGGGUGAGGUGUGAGUGGAGGGACCCUGCCAUGAAGACGGCGUCCGGGAGGCGGCCUGAGCCCCAGCCCACAUGCCACUCAGGAUGAGGGUCCGGCCCUGCCUGCCCGCGCUGGGGCCCCUCCGCCCAGCCCCGGUCUAACUGCCCCCGCCCCCAGGCCUCGCCCGGCCCCCAGGCCCCCAGCAGGCUCUCCAGCCCCAGGAUGCGCUGAGCCGCUGGGGGGCUGAGGCCGCGCCAACUACAUGCAUGUCCCCCGGGGGCAAGUUCGACUUUGACGACGGGGGCUGCUACGUGGGGGGCUGGGAGGCGGGGCGGGCACAUGGCUACGGCGUGUGCACGGGGCCCGGCGCCCAGGGAGAGUACAGCGGCUGCUGGGCGCACGGCUUCGAGUCGCUGGGUGUCUUCACGGGGCCCGGCGGACACAGCUACCAGGGCCACUGGCAGCAGGGCAAGCGCGAAGGGCUGGGCGUGGAGCGCAAGAGCCGCUGGACCUACCGCGGCGAGUGGCUGGGCGGGCUGAAGGGGCGCAGCGGCGUGUGGGAGAGCGUGUCCGGCCUGCGCUACGCCGGGCUCUGGAAGGACGGCUUCCAGGACGGCUACGGCACCGAGACCUACUCCGACGGAGGCACCUACCAAGGCCAGUGGCAGGCCGGGAAACGCCACGGCUUCGGGGUGCGCCAGAGUGUACCCUACCACCAGGCGGCGCUACUGCGCUCACCCCGCCGCACCUCCCUGGACUCCGGCCACAGCGACCCCCCGACGCCGCCUCCGCCCCUACCCCUACCAGGAGAUGAAGGAGGCAGCCCAGCCUCCGGCUCCCGGGGCGGCUUCGUGCUGGCAGGGCCAGGGGACGCCGAUGGGGCGUCCUCUCGUAAGCGCACCCCAGCGGCAGGUGGGUUCUUCCGCCGCUCACUGCUGCUCAGCGGGCUUCGGGCUGGUGGGCGCCGCAGCUCCCUGGGCAGCAAGAGGGGAUCUCUACGCAGCGAGGUGAGCAGCGAAGUGGGCAGUACAGGACCCCCAGGCUCCGAAGCCAGCGGGCCCCCUAUCCCAGCGCCACCCGCCCUCAUCGAGGGCUCCGCCACUGAGGUGUACGCGGGAGAGUGGCAUGCCGAUCGGCGCAGUGGCUACGGAGUGAGCCAGCGAUCCAACGGGCUGCGUUACGAAGGCGAGUGGCUGGGCAACCGACGGCACGGAUACGGGCGCACCACCCGUCCUGAUGGCUCCCGUGAGGAGGGCAAGUACAAGCGCAACCGGCUUGUGCACGGGGGACGUGUGCGCAGCCUCCUGCCUCUGGCCCUUAGGCGGGGCAAAGUCAAGGAGAAGGUGGACAGGGCUGUCGAAGGUGCCCGCCGAGCUGUGAGCGUUGCCCGCCAGCGCCAGGAAGUCGCUGCUGCCAGGGCAGCAGACGCCCUCCUAAAAGCAGUGGCAGCCAGCAGCGUCGCUGAGAAGGCGGUGGAGGCAGCACGGAUGGCCAAGCUGAUAGCCCAGGACCUACAGCCCAUGUUAGAGGCCCCAGGCCGCAGACCCAGACAAGAUUCGGGAGGUUCUGACACAGAGCCUUUGGAUGAAGACAGCCCCGGGGUAUACGAGAAUGGACUGACCCCCUCGGAGGGCUCUCCGGAACUGCCCAGCAGCCCUGCCUCCUCCCACCAACCUUGGCGAGCCCCUGCCGGCCGGAGCCCACUGCCUCCUGGAGGGACCUGGGGUCCCUUCUCCAGCUCUAAAGCUUGGCCCGAGGAGUGGGGGGGUCCUGGUGAGCAGGCAGAGGAACUAGCUGGCUAUGAGGCUGAGGAUGAGGCUGGCAUGCAGGGUCCCGAACCCAGAGAUGGUUCCCCACUUCUCGGAGGCUGCAGUGACAGUUCCGGAAGUCUUCGAGAGGAGGAAGGGGAAGAUGAGGAACCCUUGCCCCAGCUGAGGGUAGCCCCAGCAUCUGAGCCUGUCACCACGCCAGUUUUGAGGGGCCUGUCUUCAAGGGGUCCUGAUGCUGGUUGCCUGACAGAAGAUUUUGAGGAGCCUGCUGCCACCGAGAGGCCUGCCCAGCCGGGAGCUGCCAACCCCCUGGUGGUGGGAGCCGUGGCCUUGCUGGACCUCAGCCUGGCGUUCCUGUUCUCCCAGCUCCUCACCUGA
Molecule: messenger RNA, 2859 nt
Organism: Psammomys obesus (fat sand rat)
Lineage: Eukaryota; Metazoa; Chordata; Mammalia; Rodentia; Muridae
Gene: Jph4
Product: junctophilin 4
Exons: 6
Coding region: 979-2859 (626 amino acids)
Biological process (GO): regulation of synaptic plasticity
Cellular component (GO): plasma membrane; junctional membrane complex; endoplasmic reticulum membrane
Source: RefSeq, a predicted model, not a curated record